Seminavis robusta is the source of this 444-nucleotide messenger RNA. The record is from the annotation of a GenBank genome assembly. Lineage: Eukaryota; Bacillariophyta; Bacillariophyceae; Naviculales; Naviculaceae.
AUGAUUGCAGCCCCCAACUCUGCCAUUACCAAAAAGAUCAUGAUGGGAACCAACGGCGUUGCUGCCAUUGUGGCUCUGGCGCUGGUUCACUUGACGAUCGUCAUUGCUGCUGCUACACAAGAGGGAGCCUUGAGUCAAAUCUUUAUCUUUGGUGAAGUCUUUGAUCCCUCCUUGUCGCAGCUCGGAGGGAUGCAAAAGUUGUUCCAGUACCCCAAUUUUAUCGCUGAGGAAUGGCCACAUGUUCUGAUCUGGGACCUGUUUGUAGGAAGGGCCAUUUGGAUGGAUGGUCUCAAGCGAGGUGUGGACACUCGCUUAUCAUUAGUGUUUUGCAACUUUAUUGGACCACCUGGGCUGUUGAUCUAUGUAGCGACCUGUUUGCUAUCGGAUGACAAGGGGCUCCCAAGUUUGGGAGACGAGGGAGACGUCACUGAGGACUAUCAAUAA